Halichondria panicea is the source of this 597-nucleotide messenger RNA. RefSeq lists its product as uncharacterized. Gene Ontology annotation, cellular component: central element. The record is from RefSeq and is a predicted model, not a curated record. NCBI's taxonomy places the organism in Eukaryota, Metazoa, Porifera, Demospongiae, Suberitida, Halichondriidae. The transcript is spliced from 4 exons. Gene Ontology annotation, biological process: synaptonemal complex assembly. The coding region runs from base 57 to 458 and encodes 133 amino acids.
UGUGUAAUGAUCAUUUCCUUAUCAGCUCCACCCAUUCAUGCAAGACCAGAGCUGCUAUGGAGACUUCCCAGCCAAAUGAAGACUCUCAGGCUGCUCCCAAUGAAGUGGAGGAGCCACCAAAGCAUGGGGAGCAAGCAAAAGUGAUGAAUCCUCUUCCCUCCUCUCAAGCUGCAUUCUUGAAUAGCAAUAUAGAAAACAUCAUCAGUGCCAUCAAUGACAAGAGAAAGAGAGAUAUUUCUCUUCUUGCAGAUUUCAAAAGUGACCUAGAGAUGCAGUGUGCAGCUGCUUAUUCCUUGAUGGAGAGCACAAUAUACAGUACCUAUGAGCAGACAAACACAGUGAUGGAGGGCAAGCUGCAGGAGCUACUUCAAGUCAUAGAGAGAAUCAAUCUGUUGGAGUCUGAGCUGACAGAGUUCAAGUCUGCGUUCUCUGCACUAUACUCCGAUAUUCAUGCAUAACUCAAGAACAUUGAUUAUUGCUAUCAAUUUUAUUGCUAUUAUUUAUCUUGUUACUAUAAUUAUACCCACCAAUUAGCAAUAAUAAUUGAUGUUGCAGACAGCUCAAUUACAGUACAAUGCAUAUUUAUAUAACAUUUUA